Molecule: messenger RNA, 549 nt
Organism: Rotaria sp. Silwood1
Lineage: Eukaryota; Metazoa; Rotifera; Eurotatoria; Philodinida; Philodinidae
Source: the annotation of a GenBank genome assembly
AUGAAUACCAAGUUUUUGAGAAUCGGUGCUGUGAUUGCAACUGCAUUUGCUCUUGGGCUUGGUCUCAUCAUUGACCAUUUUGGUAUAACUAAGAAAACAAGUGAUACAUCUUGGAAAUGUAAUCGUCUUACAAGGCCAGCUGAUCCAAAAAACUAUCGAACAUUUAUUGAUUCUAUUGAAGCAGCUAAUAUUGAAGCAAAUCUUAAAAAUCUCACUUCACGUUCUCAUACGGCUGGUCUACUUGAAGAUUUAGAAAGUGCUCAAGUCAUUGAAGAACAAUGGAAACUUGAUGGUUUGCAAGUAACUAAACCAAAAUACAAUGUUCUUCUUUCGUAUCCAGAUGAUAGUUUUUCUUCUAUUAUGGAUGAUACAUACAAUUAUCCAGCUAAUUAUGCUCCUUUCGGAAUAACAGCUGAUCAAGUCUAUGAUCAAAAGUGGUAUAUGUCUCCAAGUGGCGUACAACGAGGGUCAGCUUUCACUUCGAGUGGUGAUUCUUUGACUCCUAUAUAUCCAUCGACAGGUUUUGCAAUAUUUUCAUUAUCAGCUUAG